This is a messenger RNA of Solanum dulcamara, 889 nucleotides long. Its product is annotated as auxin-responsive protein SAUR68-like. The transcript has a single exon. The record is from RefSeq and is a predicted model, not a curated record. Bases 204 to 650 code for a protein of 148 amino acids. NCBI's taxonomy places the organism in Eukaryota, Viridiplantae, Streptophyta, Magnoliopsida, Solanales, Solanaceae. Gene Ontology annotation, biological process: response to auxin.
CUAGCUUCAUCCACAAAUUUUAGGCCCCAUAUCAACAUGGCAAACAGGCAUCAGCACAUGGCUUUGCCUAACAAACUCAUCAGCUGCCUCUUGUAUAAAUAAUGCCUCUUUCAUGAGCCUUUUCAUCAUCAAGCACAAGCAUUAUCAAUUCACCCAUCAAAAGUCUCUAAAUUUGUUAUUCCAAUCUUCCCAAAAACAUAAAAAUGGCAAUGAUUAGUACCAAGAAACUCAUCAAAUUGGCUAGGAGAUGGCAGAAGUUUGCAGCCAUGCAGAGGAAGAGGAUUUCAUUUCCAAGAAAUAGUAGUGAUGCAGAAAGUUGUAGUAUGUCCUCAUUGUUUAUAGUUGAAAAAGGACAUUUUGUAGUAUACACAGCUGAUCAAGCACGCUUUGUCAUUCCAUUGGUUUACCUUGAAAAUGAAGUUAUUAGGCAACUCUUGAACAUGUCUGAAGAAGAAUUUGGGCUUCCGAGUGGUGGCCCUAUUAUAUUACCCUGUAAUUCAGCUUUCAUGGACUACAUCAUUUCGCUAAUCAAAAAAGGCGUAGAUGCAGGAGAUCUUCACAAAGCGUUGCUCCUAUCAGUUCCUUCUUGUUGCUGUUCGACUUCUUCUUUGCACCAAGAAAGUGGAAACCAACAGCUUCUUGUUUGUUGAGUCAUAAUCAACAUUUUUUUAAAUACAUGCUAGCUCAAAAUAGUUUUUAGAUAGAGCAUAGACUGAAGAACACAAUUGUAAAGUGCGUCAUACAGAUUGAAUGUUAUUUUAUCAGAGAUAAUUCAACAUAUCCACGGCUUUCACUUUUACAUUUGGUUAUGAGAAGACUUAACAAUCUAAUCCUGGAUUGGUACCUCUUAUGUAUUAACACCACUAAGAUAUCAAUUCUUCAUUCAAAG